AUGUCACCCGCUGCUGCCAUGGAGUCCGACAGUGCUGCAGCCGGCACUGCUGUCGUUGUCGAAGGCCCGCUCCAAAUUAACCCGCUCCAGUAUAGGAGCGCAGGAAUUACCAUGUAUAGAAUUCAGCUGGGAAGAGUCCAACAAUUUCGCUCGAUUCAGCUUCUGUCUCAUUUAAAUCAUACCUUAUCUAUGUCAUUCCAUAUCUUGGACCUCUUAGAGGAUGCGGCCUCGAAUGCCCCUGAUAAAGGAUUGUACUUCUACAAAGCCGGAUCGGUAUCACCGCCUCAAUUUUUGUCGUACCAAGGGUUAUUGGCGAAGGCAAAGUUCAAUGCCGAUAUUCUGAAAAAGAAAAACAUUGCUGCGAAUGGCUCAAUCGUCCUUCUUCAUCUGGACUCUCAUGUGGAUUAUAUUGAGUGGUUCUGGUCCGUCAUUGCCGCCGGCGCCAUUCCUGCCGUGUCUACACCUCUCGCAUCGGACUUGGUUGCUCGAGAACGCCACCUGCUCCAUCUAGAGAAUAUUCUUGAAAGUCCCAAGGUCCUUACAAUCGAGAGGAUCCGCGGAGAACUCAGCUCUGUUCCCACGCUCGAUGUGACUUCUAUCGAAGCACUUUCGCUUUAUGGAAAAUCGACUGACGAAGUGAAAGUCAACGGCAAGGCGAACACGAAUGGUUACCAUAGGCACCCGGACGCGCCAGCUCUAUUAAUGUUAACAUCAGGGAGCACGGGAAAUGCUAAAGCUGUAGAACUUAGGCAUGAACAGAUCCUAGCUUCCGUGAAGGGGAAGUCAGCUGCAACGAGUACCGCAGGUCAAGAUGUUUUCCUCAAUUGGAUAGGGUUUGAUCACGUUGCAUGUUUGACGGAAAUUCAUAUGCACGCCAUGCUUUGCGGUGCAACUCAGAUACACGUCCCCGCCGUUGAACUCUUGCGCGCUCCUCCUAUGUUCUUUAAAGUCAUAGAGAAGCACGCUGUGAGUCACACAUUCGCUCCCAACUUCUUCCUUGCCACAGUCGUCAGGGCUAUUAGGAGCCAGAACCCGCCUGAGCAGUACGACCUCUCAUCUCUUCGCACUGUCGUAAGUGGUGGUGAGGCCAACGUCGUUUCCACUGGCUUGGAUUUCACCCAGAUCAUAGUGUCCAUGGGUGCGGCAGCUACAUCGCUGCAGACGGCAUUUGGUAUGACAGAGACCUCUGCCGCUAGUCACUACCACCAGCACUUCCCGACCCUGGAAAAAAACGCGGAUUUGAAAUUCUGCUCUGUCGGUCGUACUAUAAACUCCGUUCGGCAGCGUAUCACCGAUGAUGAGGGAAACGUUAUGUCCCCAGGGGAAGGCGGCAACCUAGAGCUUUCUGGGCCUGCAGUGUUCAAGGCUUAUCACAAUAACCCUGAGGCUACAGAAUCGUCUUUCUCGCCCGAUGGUUGGUUUAAGACGGGCGACAAAGGCUAUAUUGAUGAUUCUGGAAAUCUGAUUCUGAGUGGUCGAGCCAAGGACUCAAUCAUCAUUAACGGGUUGAAAUACUUCUCACACGAGCUCGAGUCGGCCCUUGAGGGAGCCAAAAUCUCGGGCGUAACUCCAUCUUUUACGGCCUCUUUCUCUACCUGGCCCAAGGGCGCUGAUAGUGAGGAGCUGGUCAUUAUCUUCCUCCCCGAAGCGGGGAUUGCAGAUGACGACGCAGCUUUUGCUGCCACAAUUGACGCCAUUGGCAAGCAAUCAGCCCUCUACUGCUCAAAGAAUCCUAUAGACAUCAUCCCACUGCCUCUCGAACUUCUUCCUAAAUCCGCCCUCGGCAAGUUGUCCCGCCCUAAAUCAAAGAUUGCCUACGAAGCCGGCAGAAUGGGACAUCCCAACUCGCCCCCAAUUUUCUUCUUCCAUCCUGGUUUGGGAGAGAUCUUGGUAUUCUUGAACUUGAGCAAGUUCUUCUCCGAUCGUCAGGUAUAUGCCAUCAGAGCACCGGGAUUCAACCCUGGUGAAGAAAUGCAUAAAUCAAUUGAUGACAUGACCGACACCUACCUCACUGCCAUCCGCAAGAAGCAACCGGAAGGUCCUUAUGUGCUCGUAGGAUAUUCAUUCGGCGCCAUGAUCGCAUUCGAGAUUGCCAAGAAGAUUGAGGCCAGCGGCGGCAAAGUCGGCUUUAUCGGAACGUUGAAUCUCCCACCCCACAUCAAAUUCCGAAUGAUCGAGCUUGACUGGACCGAGCUCUUACUCAACCUGGUCUAUUUCCUUGGCUUCAUCACUGAAGACGAAGCUCACGCCAUGUCUCCCGAAAUGCACACAUUGCCGCAGGAAGAGGUGUUGUCGAGAAUCAUGAAGGUGGCGCCCAAGGACCGUCUGGUUGAACUCGACCUGAACGAGAAGAAGCUGCAGCAUUGGGCAGCACUCUCCUCGAAGUUGCAAGGCCUGGCUCACGAUUACGAUCCGUCGGGGAUGGUCGAACGUAUGGAUGUCUUCUACGCGGUACCUUUGAUAGCCGUGGGCCGCGAUAAAGGCAAAUGGCUUGAAGACCAUCUCCUCGCGUGGAACGAUUUCGUACGGAGCGAUGUCGAGUUCCAUGAUGUCCCGGGGUCCCACUACACCAUGAUGAACCAGGAGAAUGUUUUUGAGCUGCAGAAAUCAAUGAAAGCCGCUAUGGCUAAGCGGAACGUGCUGUGA
Molecule: messenger RNA, 2646 nt
Organism: Sclerotinia sclerotiorum 1980 UF-70
Lineage: Eukaryota; Fungi; Ascomycota; Leotiomycetes; Helotiales; Sclerotiniaceae
Exons: 7
Coding region: 1-2646 (881 amino acids)
Biological process (GO): secondary metabolic process; biosynthetic process
Molecular function (GO): CoA-ligase activity
Source: RefSeq, a predicted model, not a curated record